AUCACUGAACUGCGUCAUCUCUCUUCCUGCUCUCUGCACAGUUAGCUCGAGAGCAUCCCAAAGCAACGGCUUUCUUUCCUCUUCUACAGCCAUGGCGGAUCCAAGGAUACGAAAUAUUAAAAUCAAAACAGGCGUCGUAAAGAGGCUGGCCAAAGAGGAGAUUUCAUACAUAAAUGAAGCAAAGCAGCAAGAAGAGAAAGUUGAGCGCGCGAAAGCUGAGGGAGGGGAUGAAUACGUCAUCAAGAAACAGAUUGAGGUUCUGCAGGAGUCCAGAAUGAUGAUCCCAGACUGUCGCCGCCGUCUGGCCAUAGCCCACGCAGACCUGCUGCAGCUAUUAGAAACAGAAGAGGAUCUGGCCGAAUCAGAGGAGUACAAAGAAGCUAGAAACGUAUUGGACUCAGUGAAGCUUGAAGGAUAAUUUCUGUCGGCUUUCUGCCCUCACUACUGGAUCCGCCAGCUUAAAUGUCCAUUCCGUUCUUCAGGCCUCCCUCAGAACCACAGAGACCAACAGAAUCAAAGUGUAAUCAUUUCUGCUAUUUACCUGUAACGUGCCAUCAUGUUUCCCUGCGCACACAUCCUAUAAGUAUACAGUAAAAUUUGGGGCUUAUUAAUGCAAGUAAACAAGGUUUCUAAGCUUUCUCUGGAUAAAAUCCACUCUAUUGGUCCAUUUACUUUUUUGAAGGACACUUGGUUUGAACCAUUGUUGAAUUCUCAUAAAUGUUUGAUUUUUGCCUUCCAUUGGCUCAUAUUUUUAGGGUUCUGACUUUAAUCAGCCUUAUUGUUUCUCAGUAGGUAAGAGAUGAGGUUAGAAAAUAUUCUUUUUAACGAAUAAAGUUCCAGAUAUGCACUAUAAAACAACAAUGUUGAUUUUCAUUUCCUUUUGAAUGUUAACUCUAGAUCACUGAAGAAUUGGAUGGUUUAAUUGCAUGCAUACACCUGUUGGUGUUCCUGUUAACUCCACUGAACUGGAUUUUUGUCUUGAUGCUACCAAUAAAGACAAAAGCUCAUUGGGAAACCCUG
This is a messenger RNA of Cyprinodon variegatus (sheepshead minnow), 1020 nucleotides long. It is a transcript of the gene tbca, whose product is annotated as tubulin folding cofactor A. Gene Ontology annotation, cellular component: cytosol; microtubule cytoskeleton. The transcript has 4 exons. Gene Ontology annotation, biological process: post-chaperonin tubulin folding pathway; tubulin complex assembly. Gene Ontology annotation, molecular function: beta-tubulin binding. NCBI's taxonomy places the organism in Eukaryota, Metazoa, Chordata, Actinopteri, Cyprinodontiformes, Cyprinodontidae. The coding region runs from base 92 to 418 and encodes 108 amino acids. The record is from RefSeq and is a predicted model, not a curated record.